CUGAAGGCAGCGAUGAGGUAAAUCGGCCUUUCUGCCGCCUGUCACCGCCUCCAGAUCUUUUCCGCAACGUCCGUCAAAGGAAUCGAAGCCAGGUUCAAAAAAGGCAUAAAUUAACUACUAUCUAUAAGUACGUCUCUCCCCGCAAAGCCUUUCGCGGACAUUGAUACCGCUUUCUACAUCCAAUUCCUUGGAACAAGUAUACACUUUUUGCGAAACCGGAAUAGAAAGGCAUAUCAUCCACCCAUCCGCACACAUACAAAAUGGACGGCCAAAUCGAUGUCGGCAAGCUCAACGAGGCGGAUAAAAGAGAAGUUCAACAAUUCGUCACACUUGAGGCGCAGAAGGCAAAUUUCCAGUCAAGCGUACACCAACUCACCGACAUGUGCUGGAAGAAAUGUGUCACGGGCAAAAUCUCCUCGGGAAAUCUGGACCGCAGCGAGGAAUCCUGCGCGCAGAACUGCGUUGACCGAUGGAUUGACGCCAGCACUGCAGUUUUCAAGCAUCUGGACAAGUUGAGAGGGCACUAGAUGAAUGUGUUCAUUGUUGCUGGCGCUGUCGUUGCUGUUUAUCGGUGGGAGUUUAUACCAGUUGAGCUGGGCUACGGAAUUAAUCGACUACAAUACCCCAGGCUGAAAAAAGACGGCGGCUCCGUCGUCUCUGGGCGGAUUCUUAUAUGAAUGGGAUUUUUAUAUUGGAAUGUGAUCGCGCAGGGGAUGCCGGCAUGGAGGGCCGCUGUUGGAGGUCGAUAUGAGUUUUCUUCCAUUUUUGUAUUGUACGAUAAAUAGGCAUGGAUGGGCAUCAAUUGGUUUAUGAUAAAUUAUAUUUAGUCCUGGUGUCGACACAUUGUAUUAAAUAAUUGUCGAAAUGUCAAUGUCAAUGCGUUUCUGGCACAAUCGGUUUACACAGGCGAAAAAAACCACCGGCACUACGUAGCAAGCAGCGACAGGGUAUUUACCCCGAUCUGACCUAGCAUGAACUUCUCACUGAUAGUUUUGAAUGCAAAAGGCGAAUAACAGAAAAAAGACAUGGGUUUCAUUCACAUCUCAAUGACUGGAGAAUUUGAGAAGCCACUGAGUAAUAUUUUAUUAUAAAAAAAAGGAA
This is a messenger RNA of Blastomyces dermatitidis ER-3, 1101 nucleotides long. RefSeq lists its product as uncharacterized. NCBI's taxonomy places the organism in Eukaryota, Fungi, Ascomycota, Eurotiomycetes, Onygenales, Ajellomycetaceae. Bases 261 to 527 code for a protein of 88 amino acids. The record is from RefSeq and is a predicted model, not a curated record. The transcript has 2 exons.